Phlebotomus argentipes is the source of this 777-nucleotide messenger RNA. RefSeq lists its product as uncharacterized. Bases 190 to 768 code for a protein of 192 amino acids. The record is from RefSeq and is a predicted model, not a curated record. The transcript has 3 exons. NCBI's taxonomy places the organism in Eukaryota, Metazoa, Arthropoda, Insecta, Diptera, Psychodidae.
AGUAUAAUAAGAGAUUCGCAAGUCGUAUUUGCUUUUCUCGCCCUGGUCUUUUCUUAUUUUCCCUGCUUUUCCCGAGGUUUUGGGCCUUGAAUCGCCUUCGAGUUUUGCAUAGAGUUAGAAUCUAUCAUUGAAGUGUAAAGACUGAUUAGCGAUUUUCAUUGAUUUCUUAACCUGAAUUUCUUGGGUAAAAUGGAAUAUGCGAAGGAAGAGUACGAAAUUCAGCUCUAUGGCCAUUCCCUGAAGGAGUUGAAAUCGGACACUGAGGAAUAUCUCCAGCUGAAGCUGAAGCAAACACUGGACACGCUUUGCGCAUCAAUUGAGGCUGAUAUCAAAGAUCCGGCCAAAAAGGCGCUCUUUCUGGAGAAGAAGGAGAAAGUGCAUCAGAAUCUCAUAAAGGAAGUCAGGGAGAAACUCGCGCCCUUCAACGCAAACGUUGACAAGCACAUGUCGAUUCCGGAUUAUGUUUUGCUUCCUGAGAAUAAGGAGCACGAUAUAAACAAGCCGCAGUACACGGAGCAGGAUGAGCACGCUCUCAAGAAGGAAGUGGAGAAGAAAAUGCAGUGUAUUGCCCAGAAUGUCGUGACUCUACGUGGAUUCAAUCAGGCUUUCGAGAAUUAUGCUGCCAUCGAGCCUGCCAUGAAGAUGGAGGAGAAACUGCAUGCUCAUGUCCAAAAGGUGCUCCAGGAGGGCCGGGAUUCCUCCACUUUGGCCGCCAAUCUGGACAAAAUCGAGGCACUGAUUGAGCAGAUGAACAUGGAUAAGAAGUAAAAAUACUGU